This is a messenger RNA of Bactrocera tryoni, 9148 nucleotides long. RefSeq names its product protein still life, isoforms C/SIF type 2 (gene sif). The record is from RefSeq and is a predicted model, not a curated record. Gene Ontology annotation, cellular component: membrane; synapse. The transcript is spliced from 23 exons. Bases 18 to 8423 code for a protein of 2801 amino acids. Lineage: Eukaryota; Metazoa; Arthropoda; Insecta; Diptera; Tephritidae. Gene Ontology annotation, molecular function: guanyl-nucleotide exchange factor activity. Gene Ontology annotation, biological process: positive regulation of axonogenesis; small GTPase-mediated signal transduction; activation of GTPase activity.
GUGAUGCACAGUGUCGAAUGCAGGCGCUGGAACAGGCACAAUUGGGUCAGCUGGACCCGGCGCUUAAGACACAUCAUGGCUCAUUGGAUCGCCUCUUGCAGCAGCAGGAAAAACAGCUGCAAUUAGCGCCACAACAACAACACCAACAACUACAACAACGACCAAGCGCCUCAGCCGUGCACUCGAUGGGCGGCGUCAUUGAUGGUGGCGGCUCAGGCGCGCUGCUCGGCUCAGCCGAUUCGGAUGGUGACGGCGAUGAUGAGAAGGAGCCUGAGUUGCCGCCACGUCCACCAUCGCGCAUAAAAUCACAAACACACGUGCGUCACAUAAAGGAGGAAUUCGACCGCGGCGUGGAAGUUGAGAAAUUCUAUCACCAAAUCAAUGGCGAUAUUUUUGAGAUCACGCGGCGUGUGCGCGCACGUGAUGAGGACACCAUCGAACAGAAAGUGAUCAAGCGUAAAGGUUCGGUGCGCCUACCACCAGAGCCACCACCACGACAAGCUUCGGCUGCGGCGUCAGCAGCAGCAGGAGCGCUCCCGCAGGUUUAUCGCGCGCAUGGGCACGGUCAUGUGCAUCAGCAUCAUGUGCACCGUCACGGCGCGGAGAGCGGCAAACCGCAGUUGCCACCACGCCGUCAGAAGAGCGCUGAGGAGGUGCCGGUCUCGAAGAGCACAACGCGCGCACCUGAAGAACUGGAAUGGUUUGAUCGUAAAGCGCAACAGAGACAUUCGGCACGUUCGGCUGAAAGUGGUGCUGUGCGCGAAGAGACCAUCGAGUGGUUGGCGCGUCAGAGAGGGCCGGUGCGUACGUCCUCUGGUCCUAGUGAGAUUACCGUAAUGAAGGAUGAGGUGCCCGAUUGGCUCUUAGAGCAUUUGCCACGCAAACGUUCCAUGGCCGAACGGCCAACUGAAUCAAAGACGAGCGCUGCUUCCUAUGCCAAGGCGCUGAAAGAGGAAUUGGCUGAACUGUUGAAGAAGCCACUAUCUAGACAGAGCUCUGCUCAACAUAGCGAGUUUUCGUUGCUCAAAACCGACAUUGUUGAGUGGCUAACGAAAUUGCAGACUUCGUCACGCAGCUCGGCGCGCGAGGAAGCCCCGCCGCCGAAAACGCGUCGCGCGCAUCAUCGACGCAAUGGCAGCGGUGAUACGCAACGUUCGCAUUCGCAGGAGGAUGCCACUGUCGCACAACAGGCGGCGCGCAAGCGGCACUCGUUGGGUCACAGUGACCGCAGCGAGGAAGAGAUGCUCGAUUGGAUUGCGUAUCCGCUGAAUCGGCUGCAAUCGUUAGGCAAGCCACUGCAACUGCAACCGGUGCCGACGAUGGACCGACGUCAGCCUUUCGUCGAGUUGCAUCACAAGCCAGCAAUACCGCCGCUGCAGUCACAGCUACACCAACAACAGCCUAUAUGUGCAGAACGCGAGCGGCGAUCACAUGAACGUUCGCGCGAACGUAAGCUGCGACAUUCCGCUAGUGAAGUUGUGACUGCGCCCACCACCUCGGCCGCAGCGCAAAGCCAAUUAGAGCGUUUGUAUGCCAAACCGCACAAGGAACGUUAUCAGUAUGUGCCUAAGGAUGCCAAGGAUAUAAUGUUGCCUCCCAAGGAGAGCGCUAUGACCACUGCCGCCACCAGCUCUACUGUACGCGAAUCGAAGCGUGAACGUUCGCGUCGCCAUCAGACACAACGUUCGGCCACCGUUUCGGACAUGUCCGGUCAUCACAACGGCGGCCUUAAACGCAAAUCGUCAUCGGCCGAACGUGCGCCGCGUUCGCCAUCGCCUUGCAAUGAUCCCGCCUGUCGUUUGCUCCCCAUUUGCACUGAUCCCCACUGCCGUUUCCUCGAAUGUCAAACAAUAGAACGCGGCGCCGGCAUGACAGUGACCACAUCGGCGUCAACGAUCAACCUCGCACGUCAUCAACAAGUGGCGCGCGCACAAAUGCACACAGUGCCUGCACACAUAACGUCGGACGACACACCAACGCCGCCACCACCACCGCCUCCUACGUCACAGCAACAACAACAACAACAGAUGCAACAAUUCCAAUCGGCACCACAGCGACGCCUCGUCAUUUGCCACGAGUGUCGCUCGUGUGCGCCGUUACUCACCUGCCAGAAUCGAAAAUGCUUCAAUGCCGCCAAAUGCAACUCACUGCCCCGCAGCGCAGCGGAUUUUAAUCGACUGCGCACCACACUCGCUCAGCCGCCGACAACGCUCGACGACAUCGAACCGGCGCCGGAGACGCCAUCACCACAAAUGCCCCGUCAUCCCGGCAUGCAAUAUCGCAGCAACUCUCAGCCGAAUACGCUGCAACGUGGUGACUCAGCUGCCGCCUUAUGGCAACAGGACGCCAUGGGCGCGGUGGGGAGCGGUCCUAUGCUGACUACCGGUAUUGCAACGCAUACUAUUUUGUCGAGGUCGCAACCACCGCUGCCGCCUUCAUCGCUACACAUCACGCAUGCGGCCAAUGGUCGCCACUACUAUAACGGUCGCAACGGUAACGGUAUGUCACAUUUAAAUGGCACCAACGGCAAGCUUAUGAAGUCCGCAUCGGCGGCAUCGUUAAAUUCGCGUCGACGUCGUCACAAAACGGUGCAUUUCGGUGAGAAUUUACUACGCGAAGUCUGUCAAAAUCGUAAACUAAUCAAAACUGAACAAGUUCCGUCCGGUUCGGCGCCGAUGAAGGCCAACAUCCAGAUGCUGUACAAUUUCGUCGAGGGUGUGUUGAGCGCGUGGGUGGACGACGACGAGGAACAGGUGCGUUCCGGUGCCGAAUCAGAGCCCGAACAGGGCACAAUGGCAUUGAAACCGAUUUACCGUUGUAAUCGACUGCGCUAUCAGUGCAUCAAACGUAUCGUCGAGGAGGCGGCAGAGCUGCAUGGCACGCUGAAGUUGGGCAAUUCGCGUUAUCGACACAGACAUUGGCGCAGCACCGCCAAGCAAUGCAACGAAAUGUUUCUGCGAAAGAUAUCUGAUGAUGAUCGAAUGAGCUUAACUACAGCCGUAUCUGAUGAAGAUGAUGGCGAAAGUGUCAUGGCGUCACCAUAUAAAGCAAAGGCAACUGGAACUGCUGCUUCCUCAUUCAACUGUACUGGCGCUGUACGCAAAGCCGGUUUCUUAUCGGUGAAAAAAUGGCUACUCCGCAAAAAGCAUCAAAUCGAAUUGGCACGCAAACGAGGCUGGAAAGGCUAUUGGGUUUGCCUCAAAGGCACCACACUACUCUUCUAUCCGUGCGAUUCACGUGAGGGUCGUAGCGUUGAAGCGGCACCAAAGCAUUUAAUUAUUGUUGAUGGUGCGAUUAUGCAACCAAUACCGGAGCAUCCCAAACGUGAUUAUAUAUUCUGUUUGAGUACAGCAUUCGGUGAUGCGUAUCUAUUCCAGGCGCCAUGUCAGGUUGAAUUAGAAAACUGGGUAAACAGUAUUCACAGCGCCUGCGCUGCGGCAUUUGCACGACACCGUGGCAAAACUGGCACUUUACAUUUGCUACAAGAAGAGAUUUUCCGCUUGGAGAAAGCCAUCGAAUCGGAUCACAAGCUGAAGCACAUGGCUGAGCUGCAGCAAUCCGUUGUCACCGACCAGGAUACGCGCCAUCAAAUACAAACACAAAUCCUACAAUGGGAAGAGAAUUUGGAGCGUCUACAUUGCGAACAGUUCCGCUUGCGUUGCUACAUGGCGUCGCUGCAGAGCGGCGAAUUGCCAAAUCCAAAAUCCUUGCUCACACACGUCUCACGGCCAACUAAGAACACUUUGAAUAAAUUGGGCGUCUUCACUGUAUCCUCAUUUCAUGCAUUCAUAUGUGCUCGUUCGCCAUCUUUGCUGAAUAAUUUAUUGGCCGGACGUGGUGCCACCAAACGUCGACCACCGAUGCUCUCGCGCUCGAAUAGCGGUUCCAGUCGACGUUCAAUGCAGAUGAAUUCACGUGACGAACCGGAAAAAACCUUCAAAGUUGCCAUGCCUGAUAAUGCUUACGCCACGGUUUAUCUACGUGACGCCAUGUCGGUGGAGGAAUUUUUGGCCAGCGCCUGUGCUCGUCGCAAUCUCAAUCCGAUGGAGCAUUUCGUACGUGUGAAGAAGCGACGUGACAUGGAGGAUCACAACUACUUUGUGCCACAUCGCAAUGAUUUGAUUGAAAAUUACUUCAGCAAAAAUAUGCAAAUUGACGGUACAUUGAACCCAUCAGCCGGCGGUCAUCAACAAGUCAAUUUGACACAAGGAAUUCCAUGUAUUAUCAAGGGAGACGAAAUAAUGGUGAUCAACGCUGCAAUUGUAUCCGACUUGGAUAUGAUGUAUUUGGAGAGUGUGCUGCAAGAGGAGCAAUCACUAUGCAUGAUGAUGCGCUCAUCACGCACUGAGCCACCAGAUCUAGUUGGCAUUAUGCGCGUCACUGAUGACAUGAUUGAUUCAUUGGUUUGUCCACCGCCACCAUCGGAUCCGCCCGUAAUGAGCGAGGAGAUGAUAUCCGGUUUAAUCGUGCCGGCGCCAGGUUGGAAUGGCACCGGUAAAGAUUUAUAUUCACCUGAGGCCGAAAGCUCACCGGCACCAUCAUCCGUUGAACCGACACCAGCACAAAUGGUCGCUGCCGCCACCAAGCCGACCUCACGUACGAGCAGUUUCGAAAUUGAGAAUCUUCUCAAGACCGCAGAGCAGGUUACCGGAUUUUGUCGUUCACCUCAGGAAACCCGUAAAUCCAGCCCGACCGGUUCUGUCACGUCGUCAGUCUCGAAUGCCGCACUGACACCGUCACGUCAGCUCACCGAUGCUGAGAAAUUGCGCAAGGUCAUUUUGGAGUUGGUCGACACGGAGCGUACUUAUGUUAAGCACUUAAACAAUCUAUUGGAGCACUAUUUGGAACCGAUGAAACGCGAAACAUUCCUAUCGAAUGCCGAAAUUAAUGCACUCUUUGGUAAUAUUCACGAAAUUGUCACAUUCCAAAGGCAAUUUUUGCAGAAUCUCGAAGAAGCGUUGGAAUUGGAGCCAGACUUUCAUAAGUUCGAGCAUUCUAGUCAGUUCCGGAAUGUGCUCUUUGCGAUCGGUUCGGCUUUCUUGUACUACGUCAACCAUUUCAAGCUAUACUCAUCAUUUUGUGCUAGUCACAGCAAGGCACAGAAGGUUUUGCAUCCAAAUGAAGGUAAUCACGCACUACAGGAAUUCCUUGCCGCACGCAAUCCGAAGCAGCAGCACAGCAGCACAUUGGAAUCGUACUUAAUCAAGCCGAUACAGCGCAUCCUCAAGUACCCACUGCUGUUGCAACAGUUGCGCAAUUUAACCGAUUCGCGAGCCGAUGAACACUUGCACUUGUGCGAGGCACUCAAGGGCAUGGAGAAGGUAGCCGAGCAUAUCAAUGAAAUGCAACGAAUCCACGAGGAAUAUGGUGCUAUAUUCGAUCAUUUAUUCCGACAACAUCAGAAGUCAUGCAAGCAGCCCAUCGAUUUGAGUCCAGGUGAUCUGCUUUAUUAUGGCGGCGUUGAGUGGCUUAAUAUAUCCGAUUUCCUUGGUAAAAUUAAGAAGGGUCUGGAGUUGCACGCCAUGUGCUUCGUUUUUAAAUCAGCGGUUGUGUUCCUUUGCAAAGAACGUUUGCGUCAAAAGAAGAAACUUAUGGGUGUUUCGAGUAAAAACGCACCUAACGAAGUGGAAAUCAUACGCUAUCAAGUGCUCAUACCCGUCACCGAGGUACAGGUGCGCGCCUCUUCCGCCAAAGAUAUGGACUCACACUUCCUAUGGGAAUUGAUACAUUUACGCUCGCAACUACAACGCCGCUCCGAGAAGGUUUACGUACUCUCGAACAGCACGGCCGAUUUUCGUAAUGCAUUCCUCAAGACUAUACGACAAAUCAUACGCGAAAGUGUACGCAACAUGUCCAUACCGAUGAAGGGUUUCGGCAGUAGCGGUUCGGUAUCGGGCAUCUCAUCGCAGGGUGGCGGUUCGGGCAGUUCGCAAACGCUCGAGCGACCAAAGCAACAGAUAACAAUCAUACAAGGCUCGCAGACAUUGGGUAAGCCCAAGAAGAAGUCCGGUUCGCAGCGUCAUUCGGCCGGCAAUAUCGACUAUGAUAAUCUAUCGGGCAGCCAAGAGGCCGACGAUGUGCCCAUGCUGCAUCACCAGCAUCAGCAACAACAACUACAACCGAGUGGUUUCCGUGGACGCAGCAAGACUGUGGGCGAUGCUACAGAACUAAUGUCCUCCUCCAUAGACCCACAGCAGCAGCAGCAGCAACAACAUCAAAAGCAUAUGCAACACCAUCAACAACAACAGAUGCAUCAUCAUCAUCAGCAAAUGCAUCAAAGCGAUAUUGAACGCAUGGAUCCGGGCACUAAAUCCGAAGGCGAAGAGGACUCCCAGCAGGGCACAAUCAAAGCGAAAGCUACGCUGGGUCGUACACCCAAUCACUUGACAUUGAGCACCACAUCAACCCUCUCGGUUGGCAGCACUGGUAGUCAAGCGCGUUUGAUACAAUCAUCUCAUCCGCCAUCGAGCUAUCAGCCAGUUCUCAUGAAAGAUUUAGGUAAGACUAACUCAAUAACAAACGAACUAUCGUCUUCCCCUCAAUUGCAAGCUGCAUCCGUAGCAGCAGCUUUUAAUUUAAGUUUAGGUAGUAGUAGUAGUAGUAUUGUUAGUGAUGCCAGCACUGGCAGUGGUAACGGUAAUAAUCAUAAUUUACAUUGUGUGGCAACGCCAAAACGCUUGUCACCACGACAAUCGCCCAAAGCAGAUAUCGAAGUAAUUGAGAUUUUCGCCAAUGAGCUAAGUCAGCUGACCGCCGCUCAGCAAGUAUCGGUUGUGCAUCAUUCAGCAAAAGAGUCUUCCAAAAAAUCGUCAAGUAGUCGUCAAGCCAGUGUCAGCAGCAGUGGCAGCGGUAGUAGUAGUAACGGUGCUAGCGCUGCUUCGCACACACAUGUUGUCGACAAGCAUUUGAGUGAUCUCGAGCAUGAGCAGCUCAGCGACACCACAUACGACAUCGCCGCCUAUAUGGCUAACCUAAAAGAGCAGGCGCUCGAAUCGCAGGAUCUGCAAAUGGACGCGCAAGAUCAACAACAAAAUGAUUCGAGCUUGUCGCCGGAACCGCAAACAGUCGUGGAAAAUACACAACAAACUGUAGUGGCCGAAAUAGAGUCACCACCACGACCAGCUACAGAAUCCGAUAGUACUGGCACCACGACGGGCACUUCGGAAAAAUCCGAAGAUGAAUCGGAAGAUGCCAGAACGUUGGCCAAACAUCAUGUGAUCAUCGACAAGAAGGUCGAUAAAGUUUUCAAAUCGAAGUCUUCAGAGAAAGCACAAAAAUCGAGUAGCGGCAGUAGCAGUAGCAUUGCCAGCACUGGCGCAAAACCAAAGACCACAAAAUCACCACGUCAAAGCAUAUACAUUUCACCCGACCGCUCCAAGUCACAAGGUAGUUCACCGGUACGCAUAAUUAAGAUAAAGUCACCACGCACUAGUGUCAGUGAUCAGGGUAAACGUCUCAGCGUUAGCUCAAGUCGCGACUCCUCAGCCGAUCGUUUGUCCAGCGGACGCCGUACACCCAGUCCACGUCGCAGCUCCGAAGGUAGUGGUAUACUGAAAAGACCUGCCAGUCCCGCUGGCGGCAUAUUGAAACCACCACCCAGCCCCAGUAAAUCGAAAAGUCCCGACCGCAGCUGCCUCAAGAAGCUGACACCCUCACAUGACUGUAGUGUCGAAUCGCUUUCGCCGCAUAUAUCACCGCGCGACAGCAUCGAACACCUGUCGCCCGAUCGCGCCGGUACCAGUCUGUGUCAGCGUCAUUCGCCGCGCAGCAGCUUCGACAGCCGCAGCUCCGAACCAAACCUCGAUAUACCACGUUCAUCGCUCAAAUCGCCACGCGGCAGUUUCGAAUCGCGUUCACCGGAACGCAGCAGCCGCAAACGCAGUCAAUCGGCGCACGGCAGCUUUGAGACGGGACAACGCGCCGCUGCGCUGGCCGCCCAAGAAGCCUACUACCAAUAUUAUCCCAUUUAUGAUAAUCAAACAUGUAGCGAUCAUUAUAUAUCAGCCGCUACAUCAACGCAUAUGCCACGCGAUAUCGGCACCAACACAAGCACGCGUCGUCUAAGUAAAUCUUUGGAGCGUUCCACGUCACGCGAAAGCACUACAAGCAGCUCCUACCGUUAUGGCGUAUCACCCGAACGUAUUUACACAAUAAACACAAUGGGCGCCAGCGCAGGACCACUGCGUUCGCAAUCAGCUGAAAAUGCAUUUGCACACUACGCUUACGAUCCACACACGGGUCAGCACUAUCAAAUGCCGCCGCCACAGGAAACCAUUGCAACAGCAGCACCGCCAGCUGCCUUCAUGUACGCGCACGAACCGCAAUGUCCACACGAACACAUGUCGUCGGCCUAUCAGCUGAGCUCUUCGGCACCCGAGUACACAACAUGCAUUGACUGUUUGUAUCAGAAGCGUCCCUCCUAGCAUAAGGCCCGCGUACGGCAGAGUCGUACGCGGAAGAAGACACCGCGUGGCGUCGUACAACCACCGAUGGCCACAGCGUCGGGCAUGAUUUGUGCGGCUAGCUUUGAUCCCGACGCUGCGGUGGCGGCGGGCGCCAGCGAGGCGAGCGGCUGUGUGGACUGUCAUGACUACUAUGAGAUACAUGUUUAAGCGGGGAACGCGUAGUCGUAAACAUAAUCAAAACUGAAAACCAAAAAAAUCUCCCUCUAAUUACAACAUACCUUAUAUUAAACUACCCGAAAAUUCCGUUAGUCGGUAUAACAGAAGAAAAAAAACGUACGCAAAGUAAACUCGUUGCCAUCCAAAAAUCCUCAACUGACAAUUUACAUGGACCAUAUAUACACACAUAUAUAUUUGCAUAUGUGUAUGCAAAAACGCUAUUGUUGUUUGACACAGGGAUUUUUGAAACAAAAACAAAAACAAAAGCAACAACAAUUUAUAUAAAUGUAUAUGCACAUUUUCGUAUUUCGUGAAUGUCCUUCAGAGUUUAGACAUAAGGAUUAGCUUGUAGGUUGCAAGGAGUCUUAGUUAUGUACACACAUACAUAUGUGCAUAUGUAUGUAGUCUCUGCUUAAUUUUUCAGAUGAAUUUCCAUCACUAAUACAUACAUAGAUACAUACGUAUGAAUAUCUUGUAUACCGAAAUCGGAUUUAAUUUUUUACAAAUUUGUUUACUUUGAGGUAAAA